GUACAGUUGGGGGCACAGUCCCAGCUUUGUAGGCUCUGCAGGGUCCCUCCCUCUGUCCCUGAGGAAGAAGCAAUACGAGUCAGUUUUUCUCCUCCCCCUCCCAUCGCUGCUGAGCUGGGCCUGGGCUGCCAGGAGGUUGUCUUGGCAACGGGAGGCGGAAAGGAGAUGCGCUGAGGGAUGGAGGUGUAUGUCACCGCAGAGGCUGCCGUGUUCCUGCCCCACGCCCCAGGCCCUUGAAGCCACCCGCGGUCAGCAGCCCAGAGAGGCCCAAGGGAUGAGGAGACCACAGCGCGCUGCGACGCCCUUGCUGCAGGAGCCGGGCCGAGCCUGACGUCCGUUCUCUCUACGCGCGCACCGGCCUCCAAGGGAGCAGCCGGCCAGUGGGGGCCGCAUGGAACGUCUGCAGAAGCAACCUCUUACCUCCCCGGGGAGCGUCAGCUCCUCCAGAGACUCCAGUGUGCCCGGCUCUCCCUCCAGCAUCGUGGCCAAGAUGGACAACCAGGUGUUGGGCUACAAAGACCUGGCUGCCAUCCCCAAGGACAAGGCUAUCCUGGACAUUGAGAGACCUGACCUCAUGAUCUACGAGCCUCAUUUUACCUAUUCCCUCCUGGACCACGUGGAGCUGCCCAGAAGCCGAGAGUGCUCACUGUCACCCAAAUCCACAUCUCCCCCACCAUCCCCAGAGGUCUGGGCAGAGAGCCGGACGCUUGGCAUCAUCUCUCAGGCUUCAACACCGAGGACCACAGGGACCCCCAGGACCAGCCUGCCCCAUUUCCACCACCCCGAGACUACCCGCCCAGAUUCCAACAUCUAUAAGAAGCCACCCAUCUACAAGCAGAGAGAAUCCACGGGAGGCAGCCCUCAGAGCAAGCACCUCAUCGAGGACCUCAUCAUAGAGUCGUCCAAGUUCCCCGCGGCACAGCCCCCCGACCCCAACCAGCCAGCCAAGAUAGAGACUGACUACUGGCCGUGUCCCCCAUCGCUGGCCGUUGUGGAGACAGAAUGGAGGAAACGGAAGGCAUCUCGAAAGGGGGCAGAAGAAGAGGAGGAGGAGGAAGAUGAUGACUCUGAAGAGGAGAUUAAGGCCAUCAGGGAGCGGCAGAAAGAGGAACUCAGUAAGGUUACUUCCAACUUGGGAAAGAUGAUCUUGAAGGAAGAGAUGGAGAAGUCAUUGCCGAUCCGGAGAAAAACACGCUCUCUGCCUGACCGGACACCCUUCCAUACCUCCUUGCACUCGGGGACAUCUAAAUCCUCUUCUCUUCCUUCCUAUGGCAGGACAACCCUGAGCCGGCUACAGUCCACGGAAUUCAGCCCGUCGGGGAGUGAGGCUGGGAGUCCAGGCCUGCAGAACGGAGAGGGCCAGAGGGGGAGGAUGGAUCGGGGGAACUCCCUACCCUGUGUGCUGGAGCAGAAGAUCUAUCCCUAUGAGAUGCUGGUGGUGACCAACAAGGGGCGAACCAAGCUGCCUCCUGGUGUGGACCGCAUGAGGCUGGAGAGGCAUUUGUCAGCAGAGGACUUCUCCAGGGUCUUCGCCAUGUCUCCAGAGGAGUUUGGCAAGCUGGCCCUAUGGAAGCGGAACGAACUCAAGAAGAAGGCUUCCCUUUUCUGACAUCCCGGCCGGCUCGCUCUGUCGGUGACAGCACCUUCCCUCUGCUGCUUCAAGGCCCUGAAGCUGGGGCUGUGAGACCCCAGAGCAUCCUCUUCCUCUGCUGGCUGGGAGCAGCAGGAGGCAGGGCAGAAGCGUUGGGCUCCAUUCCUCAGGGAGAGAGAGAGCCAAGAAGUGCACAGGCCCAGAGCCAUGAGGCGCGGACUUCCUUCCCCACGAUGGGCCAGGGGGCCUUACCUUUUUUCCCUGGGCUCCACUGCCUAGCCAAACCCAGCCGGGACUCCAGCACACAGUCAUUGUUUGCACUCCUUCCCUGUCUGUCGCCCGCCCGACCUGAAGGUUCCCAGAAGGUGAGGAGAAAUGAAGAGGGACACUUAGUGGUGAGGUCUGUCUUGCUAUCCUGUACAGGGGGUAGACUUGGCCAGGAAGUGGCAGCUCUGGGACCCUGUGCCUGUCCACCCAAAGGCUCCAGCUGGCUGCACUCCUGACUGCUCCCUGCAUCUGGGCCUGAUGCUUCUCUGACUGGCAGAAGCAGGCUCUACCUGGGCCUCCAGAUGGGAGGUCAUCCUCCCUCCAGCUUGUCUGUCCUGUACUUUGCAACCCCUAAGCUUCAAGCCUCUUGCUCAAGAUCCAGGACCUAUUUAAAGCUGUGGCUAAGAGCAGAGCCGCUAUUCACACAAUGCCUCACCGCCACCAGCCUCCAGGCAAAACCAGCUAGGAUGCACCCUUCUAUCCCCUAUCCGGGGACCACUGAGCCCAGGCCUCAGCCUUCCUAGCCCAUGGCCUAGCUUGGGGCACUUGAGAGUCCAGGCUCCCAGGUCCCCCCAUUGCCAUGCAUCCCCUACUGUGCUCUCUUCAGAAUGUAAUUUAUUGGGGCACCCUCUGCUGCUUUCCUUUCCCAACUCCCCGCCCCACCUAACUGCACUCCCAGUCCCCAUCUCUCCACAUAUGUAUGUGUACAUAAUUAUACAUAUAUAUAUAUAUAUAUAUACAUAUAUAUAUUUUGCCCAGGUCUGGGUUUUGUUUUUACCCAGAUCCUGGCACUCCCUUGUCCACUGUGUGUGUGUGAUCAUGCCGGGAGGGGUAACUGCUUGGAAUUAAAGGUUGCAUUGGGUCCCUAAAUCUAUAAUCUAUUUGUCUCCAUCCC
Molecule: messenger RNA, 2753 nt
Organism: Psammomys obesus (fat sand rat)
Lineage: Eukaryota; Metazoa; Chordata; Mammalia; Rodentia; Muridae
Gene: Dmtn
Product: dematin actin binding protein
Exons: 16
Coding region: 392-1609 (405 amino acids)
Biological process (GO): cytoskeleton organization; lamellipodium assembly; actin filament bundle assembly
Cellular component (GO): plasma membrane; actin cytoskeleton
Molecular function (GO): actin filament binding
Source: RefSeq, a predicted model, not a curated record